UGCGCAAGUCGAACGUGGCAUUCACCACUUCCUUCCGGUAACUAAAACGUAAACAAAAAAUAAAUACUCUGUUCGCUACUCUGUUUACAAAAUCCAUAGGUCUUUGCAACAACGACAACAACCAUGGCUCAGUCUUUCCAACAGGAGUAUAUGCAGAUGCCUCCAAUGACAAGAACCUACACGACGGCAUGUGUUUUAACAACGUUGGCAGUGCAAUUGGAUAUAAUCACCGCAUUCCAGAUAUACUUCCAUCCAGGUCUUAUAUUUAAGAAUUAUCAGUUUUGGCGCCUAAUCACCAACUUCCUAUACUUUGGUCCUAUCGGGUUUAAUUUCUUAUUCAACCUUAUUUUCACCUACCGAUACUGUCGGAUGCUGGAGGAAGGAUCUUUUAGAGGCAAAACAGCUGAUUUCUUCUUCAUGUUCCUGUUUGGAGGGACUCUUAUGACUAUCACUGCACUGUUUGUUAAUCUCGUAUUCCUAGGAAGUGCCUUCACAAUCAUGUUGGUGUACGUUUGGAGUCGACGUAAUCCCUUCGUGAGAAUGAGCUUCUUUGGUCUAAUGAAUUUCCAGGCUCCAUAUCUACCCUGGGUGUUGCUUGCUUUCUCACUUUUAUUAGGAAAUUCUGUGGUUGUUGAUUUAAUGGGUAUUGCAAUAGGUCACAUAUACUACUUCCUGGAGGAUGUGUUCCCACAGCAACCAGGAGGGUUUCGAAUCCUUCGAACUCCAGGAUUUCUGAAGAAGAUAUUUGACAGGGAGGAGGACCCCAACUACAAUCCUCUUCCAGAGGAGCGGCCAGGAGGGUUUAACUGGGGAGAGGGACAGGUCGCUGGUGAACAAGGUCACGAGGACUGAGAGGUCAAGGUCAUAUCACAGAACUGGAAAUCCAAGGAUUUAGGGAAUGGAGUAAAAAUCAUUGACACAUGCUGGUGGAAGGAAAAACUGCCAUUUAUAGAUAACUUAAAAUAAUGUAAUUUUUAAAUAUUAUGUUGUAUUCAAAUGGUUAAAUAAUAGAAGGAAUAAUAUAUUCUUACAUUUAUUACUUAUUAAGAAGAAAUAUUUACCAGGGAGAAUUCCUGAUACAACCAUUCCCUCAAAAUCACCCUUUUGACAAAAUCCAUGCACGCUCAAAAGUGCAUUUUGUAGAAUAAAAAAGCUCACCUGCCCUUUUCAAAUCCUAGCACUGUUGUAAAUGAUUGAAGUUGAGAUAAGUAAAGUAUGUUUGUAUGUUACAGGCAUUAUGUUGCCAUUGUUAUGGUUGUAACAUUGUCAUAGUCAUCUUUUUAAUAUUUUACUUAAGAAUGGUGGCAGACAUUAAGUUGGGGAUCGGAAUUUAAAAACUUACUUAUCUUGUGUUUUUGUUUCAAUAACAUAACUUACUGAUCUGGUUUUACGACGAGUUACAGUGAAUGACACAUAACUACAUGUACUUUGUAUUGUAAUUAUUAACAUCAGCAUGUAACUUAUCUCUCUGGAAUUAUUUUAUUGUAGAUAUAUUAACAUUUUGGCUGUGUUCUGUGAAAAGGGGGGUUAAUGCAUGUGCGUAAGGUGUCGUCCAAGACUAGCCUCAGGGGCGCCAAUUUCCACUUUGAUAUUUUUUAUUUCAAGAAAGUCCCUUCUUAGCAAAAAUCCAGUUAAGAUGGAAAGUGUCAUCGCUGAGAAGCCUUAUCUGGGAUGACAUUUGUACACAUUCCUUAUUAAAGGGGCCUUUUCACAGAUUUUGGCAUGUUUUGAAGUUUGUCAUAAAAUGCUUUCUAUUGAUAAAUGUAAACAUAAGAUAUAAAAAGCUCCAGUAAAAAUCA
Dreissena polymorpha is the source of this 1799-nucleotide messenger RNA. RefSeq names its product derlin-2-like. The coding region runs from base 124 to 852 and encodes 242 amino acids. The record is from RefSeq and is a predicted model, not a curated record. Gene Ontology annotation, molecular function: ubiquitin-specific protease binding; misfolded protein binding. NCBI's taxonomy places the organism in Eukaryota, Metazoa, Mollusca, Bivalvia, Myida, Dreissenidae. Gene Ontology annotation, biological process: endoplasmic reticulum unfolded protein response. Gene Ontology annotation, cellular component: endoplasmic reticulum membrane; Hrd1p ubiquitin ligase ERAD-L complex. The transcript is spliced from 8 exons.